This is a messenger RNA of Porites evermanni, 2708 nucleotides long. Lineage: Eukaryota; Metazoa; Cnidaria; Anthozoa; Scleractinia; Poritidae. The record is from the annotation of a GenBank genome assembly.
UUUUCUCUUUGGUUUAGUGGUGGAGCCGAGCUUUUAUUCAACAAAGUGAAGGAACACGAGGUGCUUUUACCGAAGGACGAGAAUCCAUGUGAGUAAGAUUUGCCAUUUCAAUGGCAGAUGAUUUACACCGCAACUGUAUGUCCAGUAGCGGGAUACGAUUUUUAAAAUACUUUAUGCCCGGAAGACGAGUAUAAGUAUUAAUUUCUACUUGCAGUUAUCGCAUAAGAAGUCAAAGAAUAGUCAGAUCAGGAAAUUUGAAUGGGGCAGUGUAAAAUGCAGACUGUAGACUGAUUGCGGACUAUUGUUUUUAGGGUUAGAACACAAUGGGAGUAUUGUUGUCACGUUCUAAUUCGCAUGGUGAAAACAGUAGUGCGCAGUCUGCAUUUUACACCAACCGGAAUUUGAAUGGUCAGACUGUUAGUGUAAAACGCAGCCUGCAGACUAUUAUUUUCACCAUGCGAAUUAGAACGUGACAAUAACAGUCCCAUUGUGUUCUAACCCUAAAUAAACAAUAGUCCGCAGUCUACAUUUUAUACAGCCCCAUUGUCAGGUAGGGAAUUCCAUUUUGUAUCCUCUCCUGCCCAUCCCCCUCCCCCACCCCACCUCCCCAAAGAUGGCUGGCAUCCAAACCCUCAAUUUUUUGUUGACAUCCGUUGAAAAAUUAACUUCCAAGAGUUUGGAUUUUGUUGGCACUUUUGAAAAUAUGUCCAAAGGGUUCUGUCAAGAGAAUAUUGAAAACCCCUUUUCAAAAUCCUGCCAUCCUCAGGGGUGGGGCAGUGUGUGGAUAAAAUGUCCAAGUUCUAGUGAGUGACUGUAAAAAAUCUCAAACAAAGGUUCUUUUAGACUUUUGAAAAAGUCCUUUAAGGCUGCUUUGCAUCCUAUAAAGUGUGCUAAUUUACAGCUUUUUUGCUGUUAAAAUUGUGAGGUACACUUGUGGUUUAGUCUAAACCCUAAAUCCCCAAUCUUAGUUCACUUUAUCCGAGUACCUGUAGAAGUAAAUAUGAAGAUGCGACAAAUGCAGAUCAGACUAGCAGUCAUUUAGUGACAUGAAAACCAGGAUCUGCUACAGGGUCAGUCAGAUUCUGCCUUUGUGCACGAUUUUAUUAUGAGCAUACUAUUAUAAAGUUUCAUGUUAAACCAAGUUCUUUUCUUUAUUGAUUUUACAGGGAAUAUUGGGAGAUUGUUGAUAUGGAUUAAAGAUAAUUUGCUGAAAGAAAGACCAGAAUUGUUUCUUCAAGGAGAUUCAGUGUAAGAGCCUUAAAAAAAUUUUCAUUCUUUUGAAGUGAAAGGAACUUGAUCUUCUUCUGAACUUGAUCUUCUUCUGUAGCUUUGAACCUCUUUUCCACCCCAGUGUAUAUGUAAAUCUGGAUGAUGUCAUAUAAAAACCAGUAAUAUACUCUUAGAGACACUUUAGUCAGUCCCAGUAGUCUAAUUGUUGUAUCUCCCAUGGAGAGCCUCUUUCAAUGUGUAGACACAAUAAUAUGAAAACCAUUACUUUAUCCAUUUUUUGUCAUUACGAUAUUAUUGUACAUUUAAAAAUGUACAAUGUAGAUACGUCAUGUUACUCCUGUAAUGCACAUCUUUUCUAAGGAAAUUCUCCUCAAACCUUGCUUUUAUGGACUGUUACUACUACAGGCACCAACUUGUGGUCCCAGUAGUGUAUUCUGCAAUAACAGGAGUUGAUAUUAUUUUGGUCAUCCUGGGAGUCUCUCUACCUAGCACAUGAAAUGAUCAGAUGUUAUUUCCAUACAUGUAGUAGACAAUGACCACUGUAACUGGUCUAACUGAUUGUGCAGGCUUUUUCACUUCUACAUGAUUUCUACCUCCAAGAAUUGCAGUAUACCAUGAGCAAACCCCAGAGAAGGGGGACACUUUUAUUUGGCCUAGACAGGUAUAUAAAAUGUAUGUGCCGCCGAACAGGGUAUGAUUUUUAGAUUCUUGAGUCUUAAAUGUGGUAUACAAUUUCACUCUUGUUUUUUUUAGCAUUUUGAACAGGGUGUUUUUUUGGACCGGAAGCGUUAAAAAGAGUGUGAAGGCUGCCAUUGAGCGGUCUUCUUAAGUGGUACCACAAUGUUUUUUCCAAAAAAGUUAGUUUAAAGAAAUACUGUGUGCAAAACAAAGUGAAUCAGGGUCAUGAACAUAGGACACUUGUCUUAUAUACGGUUUGAAAGCCUCAGCAGCGAACCUUAACCCAAACUUCCCUUGAGUGCUCUCCUGGGAGAACAAACUUUGAACAUGUUGAAAAAGUCUCUAUAAGUCACCCAGUUAUUUGUUGUUUUGGGGUGUUAAAAGAUUUCUGGCUGGUAACUUCGAAAGGUACUGUAUUUCAUAAUUUUCAUUCACUUUUUUCUUCUUUAUCUCUUUACUUUUUUGUAGACGACCUGGCAUAUUGGUGCUAAUAAAUGAGACUGAUUGGGAGCUGUUGGUAUGGCCAUAAACUGAGAGAUAACUGUUGUUAUUGCUGUUGUUUACUUUUUCUUUUUUGAAUAUUAAUAUCUACUAGCCCACUUUUUCUGUUGGUUAUAGGGAGAGUUGGAUUAUGAGUUGCAAGAAAAUGACAGCAUUGUGUUUAUAUCCACUCUUCAUGGAGGGUAGAAUUGAGAAUCCAAGAGAAAAGCAAGACAGACUGGAGNUUAUAGGGAGAGUUGGAUUAUGAGUUGCAAGAAAAUGACAGCAUUGUGUUUAUAUCCACUCUUCAUGGAGGGUAG